AUGCCCAGCCUCGUUGUGGACGAGGCGAAUUUGGGGCUACCUGGACCAAGUGGAGAUACGAAUGCGGCGGCCAAGUCAGCUUUAGCGGCCAUCGCAAAAUGGACCAAGGAGACGAAGGAAGCCAGCGUUGUGCUGAUAUCUUCAGAGUUUGGCUAUCCGUUUCGUCUGCUAGCAAGCGACUUAGCCUUGAGCACCAUCAGCAAAGUCAUUGUCAUUGGAGAAGUACCAGAGGUUAACAUGCUAAAGAUGCUGAAAGAUGAUUGGGGCAUGGACGAAGACCUGGCAAAGAUCUUCUACAACUACUUCGGCGAAGACAUUUACACCACCAAGCAGGCUUUGGAGAGCCUCAUUUGGAGAAAGAGGACUUCGACCCCUUUGCGGUUGUGCGAUGUCCCGGGCUGCCUUCGUGUGUGA
Durusdinium trenchii is the source of this 414-nucleotide messenger RNA. The record is from the annotation of a GenBank genome assembly. Lineage: Eukaryota; Dinophyceae; Suessiales; Symbiodiniaceae.